ACUGUGUUAUUCUUUAAUUCUCUUCACGUAAGUUGCAGAAUAGUUUCACUGUGAAUUUUGCUUCGUUUCACAGUGACUCCGACAUUGUAGUGAGAGAAGCCCUUUGUAUUUUUGUUUCUCUCUCUCUUUUCCUCGUAAUUUUAUUUUUGAGAUAACUAACAAGUCUUUGCAAAUUGCAACUUGGUUGCUGCUGUUGGCUCAAUUUCUCGUUUUCUCUCUCUACACCCAACUCACCUUCAGUUUCUGUUUUCUGCCGACUAGUUUGACCAGGAAUUAUAUAUUAGCUUGGGAUUUACGUUUAGUUAUGGUGUCAAUAUUUUCUUGUACAAUUUCGGAUUGUCUGAACUUUGAUUGCUACGAGAAACGAUGGGGUGAAAUUCAUGAGAUACGUGCCACUGCUUAACACUGGUAUCUGGCAGUUCAUUUGCAUGUUUUAGAGUUUGGAUUGAUCUCAGAAAGUUCAUUUCAGUUUAUGGUUCUUGCACGCGAGUACUGAAAACCAGCUACAAUGAAGAAGGCCAUUGGUCAAACUGUUAGGGAACUUAAAAGAGAAGUAAAUAAGAAAGUGUUGAAAGUUCCUGGGAUAGAACAGAAGGUUCUUGAUGCUACCAACAAUGAGGAGUGGGGUCCUCAUGGAUCACUUCUUGCAGAUAUUGCACAGGCAUCCAGAAAUUAUCAUGAAAACUUAAUGAUCAUGGCAGUAAUCUGGAAGCGGAUUAAUGACACUGGCAAGAAUUGGCGGCAUGUCUACAAGGCUUUGACAGUAUUAGAAUACUUGGUGGCUAAUGGGUCAGAGCGAGUCAUAGAGGAAAUUAGAGAACAUGCCCACCAAAUAACGACAUUGUCCAAUUUUCAAUAUAUUGAUUCCAGUGGAAGAGACCAGGGAAACAACAUCAGGAGGAAAUCACAAAGUCUCGUUCUCCUUGUCAAUGAUAAAGAAAGAAUCAAAGAGGUUAGACAGAAGGCUGCUGCUAACAGGGACAAAUUUCGCAACAAUUCAACUGGUGGAAUGUAUAGGCCUGGUUCAUAUUCAAGCAUUGGAUCUUAUGGUGAUAGAUAUGAAGAUGACCGUUAUGGAAGCAGGGAGGAAGAUAGAAGUGGUUAUGGCUAUGGCAGAGAAAAAGAAUGGGGCUAUAGAGACGAUGAUCAGUAUAGUAGUAACAGAGAUCGUUAUGGCAGAGAUUAUGAGGAACGCUAUAGCAGAGAUGGUUACAGGGAUGAUGAGUACCGUAGAAGUGUUGACGAUGACCAAUAUGGCUCAAGAAACAGGAGAUCUGAUAGAGACCAUGAUCAUAAUUUUGAUGAUGAUGGUCAGCGUUCAUCUCGAGGUAGCAGUGCUAAAGCCGAAGACCAUUCACUGGAAGGAAGGUUAGAGCGGAAACUUUCUGAGCAAAAUGUGGAUGCUCCUCCCAGUUAUGAAGAAGCUGUUUCUCAAAGCCCUUUACACUAUGAAAGGGAUGGGGAAAUUUCAGCUGCAUCUGCCCCAAAAGGCUCUUCUCCUAAAAGUGACAACCCACACCAAAAAACCUCUGCUCCUACAGGAUCUUCUCUUGUAAGCGAUAAUCCAAUAGAAGCAACUGCUGCUGCCAGUACUGGUACAUCUGAAAACCGUGAAGUUGAGGCUUUUGAUGAAUUUGAUCCUCGUGGUCAUCUUGUAUCAGCUGCCCCAGCUCCUGCUAAUAAUGUUGAAAUGGACUUGUUGGGCUCCCUAUCUUAUUCAUUCUCUUCAAAUGCAUUGGCUCUUGUGCCUUCUGCAUCAGAAACCACAACCUCUCAAGGAAAUGCAAACCUUGAGUCAACAGCGUCAUUUGCACUGCCGCCAUCUGCAUCCAAUAACUUCAAUCCGGUGUUUGAAGACCCAUUUGGUGAUUCACCAUUUAAGGCCGGUCCUUCCACUGAAACUGCUCCAUCUCAUCCCCAGACUCAUCAGGGUCUUGCGCCAUCCCUGUCAAGUGGUCCUAAUACAGAAUCGGUCUCCAACUUUAGGUUUGGAGUCUCAUUUUCAGUUCCCAGUGCCAAUGAGACUAAGCUUUUGUCUAUGUCGCCGCCAUCACAGGAAACUGAUAUUCUUGCAGACAUUCUUCCCCCUGCACCAUUACCUGGGACAACCUCACAGCAGAACUUUUCAGCUCCUCCUGAUGCUCAAUUCUUAUCCUCCUUUUCAGCUUCAUCAGGGCAAAUGGCACCACAGUCUUUUUUUACACAGUCUGGUCAACACGUGCAGCAAGAUUUCUCAGCUGUAACCAGUCAACCUGCAGCACAAUCCUUUUCAGCUCCUGGUGGCCAACCUCUACAACCCCCACCAUCAGUUCCCACUAGUCAACAUGCACAGCAACCCUUUCCAUCUCACACUGAUCAAUCUGCACAGUCAGUUAGUCAUAUAUAUGGUGGAUUUCCUUCCCUGGCUGCUGGCUCUAUGACUCAAGAAGCUUCUUCAGCCAUGUUCCCUCAAUCUCAAGGUGGACAUAUGAACCAGACCUAUGAACAAGGAUCUAUGCCACUUAUCCCUUUACACACGGCUCCCCAAGCUUCAACAGGACAGAGUGCAAACUAUUUGUCUUCUCAAUCCCCCAUUGAUCAAGCAUCACAGUUUAACAGUGGGAACUUGUCGGGACAGUCAUUUAACCAUCAACCACUUGGUCAAGGAGUACAUGCUUCACAGAAUGCUGUUUCUCAGCCACCCAAGGACAAGUUUGAGACAAAAUCGACAGUUUGGGCAGACACACUUAGCAGGGGGUUGGUUAAUUUGAAUAUAUCUGGACCUAAAAUAAACCCUUUAGCAGAUAUUGGAGUUGACUUUGAUGCCAUUAAUAGGAGGGAAAAGAGGAUGGAGAAGCCCACCACGACAACGGUAACGUCAACUGUAACAAUGGGUAAAGCUAUGGGAUCUGGUUCAGGUAUGGGCCGGGCUGGUGUGGGUGCUCUUAGACCUCCACCAAACCCGAUGAUGGGUCCUGGUGUUGGUAUGGCACAUAUGGGUAUGGGAGGCUAUGGAGGCAUGAACGUGCCUAUGGGUAUGGUGCAGAUGCAGCCACCACCUUUUGGAUUUCCGCCUGGGUCCAACAUGCCUGGAAAUUAUAACUCCAUGAUGAGAAGAGGUGGUUAUCCUCAACAUCCGUACAGUGGUGGUGGCUACCGAUGAGAUUUAUAGCAAUGUCAAAGAGUAUAAGAUUGAGCACUAUACCUAGAUAAGAUCAUAGCAAGGUAAAGUAGUAUUAGUUUAUGACGCAAUUGUUUUGCUACACAGUUUAGAGAACGGCACGGCAAUACAUCUGGUCUACAUCUUGCAAUCGUAUUUCUAACAAUAGAUGUUAUCCUUAUACUUGUUUUUUUAUUAUGCUUUCCACUCAUUUUUAUAGGUGUUUUGCUGUGUACCAGUGACCCCAUCAAAUAACCUUACUUGGGUUAUUGGUUUUUUUUUUUAUAGUUAAUACCCCCAACGCCAACCAGAGUAGUGUGAUAUUAAUUAUAUUCUUUUCGCCUUGUGCCUUUUUUUUACAUCAAUGUUUACAUGUGAUAAUAAUGCUGA
Glycine soja is the source of this 3529-nucleotide messenger RNA. RefSeq names its product clathrin interactor EPSIN 2-like. Bases 509 to 3142 code for a protein of 877 amino acids. NCBI's taxonomy places the organism in Eukaryota, Viridiplantae, Streptophyta, Magnoliopsida, Fabales, Fabaceae. Gene Ontology annotation, molecular function: clathrin binding; phospholipid binding. Gene Ontology annotation, cellular component: clathrin vesicle coat; plasma membrane; endosome. Gene Ontology annotation, biological process: endocytosis. The record is from RefSeq and is a predicted model, not a curated record. The transcript has 15 exons.